AUGAAUUCACAUAACGCAGAAAUUGAUGUUGAGCCUCAUCGACAAGAAAUUAUAAAUAACUUAAAUAAUGUUAGAAGUCGGAUUAAAGCUUUAACACGAGGAAGACAGGAAGUUAGAUUGGUUGCAGUUAGUAAAUUAAAACCAGUAUCAGAUAUUUUGAUAGCUUAUGAAGCUGGGCAAAGACAUUUUGGUGAGAACUAUCUUCCGUUGGAUAUCCAGUGGCAUUUUAUUGGAAUGGUACAAAGUAAUAAAUGUAAAAUGCUCGCUGCAAUACCAAAUUUGUGGGCAGUCGAAACAAUAGAAGAUAAAUCUAAAGCUUCAAUGAUGAAUAAAGUCUGUGCAUCAAGGGAAUCACCUUUGAGAGUAUUCGUUCAAGUAAACACUAGUGGAGAAGAAACUAAAAACGGAAUAAAACCAGAGGAAUGUUUUUCGUUGUUAGAUCAUGUUUUAGAUAAUUGUGAAAAUUUAAAACUUACAGGACUUAUGACGAUCGGAGCACGGCAUAGGGAAAAUGUUGAACAGAAUCCAGAUUUUAUCAUUUUAAAAAAUUUACAAACACAAUUUAAAAAUUAUCGAGGAAUAGAUUUAGAAUUAAGUAUGGGAAUGUCUGAUAAUUUUGAAGUAGCAAUAAAAUUGGGAUCUACAAAUGUAAGAACUGGUAGUACUAUUUUUGGUGUUAGGUCCUAA
This is a messenger RNA of Diversispora eburnea, 687 nucleotides long. NCBI's taxonomy places the organism in Eukaryota, Fungi, Glomeromycota, Glomeromycetes, Diversisporales, Diversisporaceae. The record is from the annotation of a GenBank genome assembly.